AUGUUCUCAGCUGCGAGCCAUCCGGCGGACUCCAUUCGUACCCAUUCCUAUCACCAUGACCGACGCAUGAGCCACUCCGGCGAGCAUCCGCAGUAUGGUCUUCCACAGAGGCCAUCGGUAGAAUUGCCGCGUCCUCUGGAGCCUAGGCCCUCUUACCAGAUGCCCUCUCCACUGCCAGAAGGACCAGGACACCAAAGGAGGCCCGAUGCCUUCCGGGGACCGCCGCCAGGCCAAAGCGAACACCGGCCACAAGGACAGAAGCUGCCUCGUCUACAGGACAUUCUAACUUCAGCCUCACCCGGACCAUCGCAGGCUCCAUAUCCUCCCAAUGUGUGGAAUGGUCCUCCUCCAACUCAGCAUAGCGGAGAGGCCUACUACGGUCGGAGUCAAGCUGCUUGGCAUCCUCCGCUUGCACCGCCUCCGGCCACCAAUGGACAUACAUUCCAUUCCCAUCAGAACCGCCGUAUCGAGCUACCGAUAUUGGAGACUAACCCUUCCAAACGACACGAUAGUCAGGUUCCCUCGCCCCCAUAUGCAAGCUAUCCGGAGCAUCCUAUGGAAUAUCAUGAUCCACGGCGGGAACAAGCACGACAGCCCACGACAGGUCCAGGUCCAUAUUUGAUGAACGGCGUGCCCAGUCCGUACAACACCGGUGCUGCAGACGAAUCGCAGUAUCGAAGCCCUCCUGGCUCAUUGGACCGGGUCGAUAACCACAACGGACCCGCUGGACCCGAGUCAUCAAAGAAGUAUAUUGGUGUGAGAGAGGUGCCGGGCGAAGGAGCUUUCCACCUCUACGAAGGUGGCUUCCGCAUCCCAACACAUGUCGACGGCGAAACCGUCAACCCUGCUUGGGGACUGACAAAGGCCAACAAGCCUCGUAAGCGGCUCGCAAUGGCAUGUCUAGACUGCCGAGAGAAGAAGAUCAAAUGCGAGCCGGGUGCCGCGAGCUGCCUACAAUGUGAAAAGGCAAAGAGAGUUUGUCGAAAGGCGCCGACCCAUCAGUCCCAAUCAGAAACGAGCGGAACUCCAAUUUGGCCGAGCGGCGCUGAUUCUCCCACCCAUAAGAGUGCAACAGGAUCGACAUCUCCGCACAUGGUCUCUGAAGGCGUACACAAGCGGCGGACAAUGGAUGGUUCUUCUCCCUCCUCAGCUCCCGCCAAGAAGCACCGAUCUGCCUCUCCAUUGUCUGCAAAUCAUGGCGCCGUGCAGUCUCCGGAGAACGGCCACAAAAGUACGCCAAACGCGGCUCGGCCAUCAGCCAGGGUGUUGUGCUGGGAAGAAGACCCAUACUUGGUGGAUCCCGAAGCGACCAUGCAUCUCCUGAACUACUACUUUGCAGAAGUCAAUGAUGCGACUUAUUGUAUAUUUCCAAAGCAUCACUUCAUGAACUGGCUUAGAGCAAGUCCCGAAAAGUGCCAGAGYGAGCGCAUGGUUCUUUAUGCAAUGCUGGCCGUGGGUUCCAUCUUUGCCGACGACGUUCAAUAUUCCGGAUUUGCGGAGCGCUGUGUGAUUAUAGCCGGAGAGGCUAUACAGGCCAAGAUAGGACGUUUCAGCAUGUGUGUUGUGCAGACUCGACUGCUACUGGGGCUGUACCAUUUUGCAAAGGGUGCUAACGGGGUGGAAUGGGACUACAUCGGAUCCGGCAUCCAAGCCGCACUCUACCUGAGAUAUCACACCGAACAGGGCUGUGCGGAGAGCGACGGCAACGUGCGAAGUCGCCACGAGUUCAAUCUCUCUUCAGAGCAGGUGAUUGAAUGCAAGCGCCGGACGUUUUGGUCAGGCUUUCUCAUGGAUCGCUAUUGUGGCCCAAAUUCAAGCAGCAUCAAUCCCCAGGAUGUCUUCCUUCGACUUCCAUGCUUCGAGGAGACCUAUGAACGUGGCUACCAGUCCGAUGCGCCUCACUACAACAACGGAACCAUCGAUCCACUGAAGGCAUCACUUACGGCAACUAGCGCAAUCUCGCCAAUGGGUUGGCUAAUUCUGGUCGCCGCGAUUUGGGGCGAUGUAUCGAAUUUCAUCUAUCGCGCCGUACACCGUUCGCCGGUAGCGUAUGCAGAUGAGUACGAGAGGUUUUACGAGAACACCGGAGCAGCGCUGCACAAUUGGUCCUCACGCCUACCAGACCAACUACAGUUCUCCCAGGCCAAUGUAGAGCGCAGCAUUCAGGGAGGGUAUGCAGGACCGUUCAUCUCGAUGCACGUCCUGUAUCAUCUUGCCUGGGUGAAGAUGAACCGAUUUGUGAGGCAUUCGCUCAUCCCACGGUCACUCGCGCGCAACGUGCGAGCUUCACAUAAGCACUCACACGACCUGCUCCAAGUGAUGAAUACUCUUCGCGCAGCAAAGUGGGAUAUGAUGGACAGAGAUGGCCACGGUGCCUCUUUUUCGUUCACAACACCGUUCGCUGGAUAUGCCAUCCUCGCUGCAAUCGACGUAGUCGGGGCUGGUGGCUUGGACUCCCAUCUCAGAUCCACUUUGGACCUCAUCAGUUGUGGUCUGGAAUCAUUGAGGGAGCUGGCUCGGUACUGGAACAGCGCCCGUGACCAAGACAAAGCCUGCGAGACACGCUACUAUCAGAUUCAAAACGUCCUCAAGCAUCCGUUCACAGCACGGAGCGGUUGUUGGCUUGGACGAGAGUGGGGUGUGCACUCGUCCCUGGAGCAGGAAUUUGCAGAAGCAGACGACUGCAUCUACGGUGCGGACGAUCGCAGCUUCUUUGAUGCGCUUCGAGAAGAUCCGCAGAACAGGAGUCCGGGCAGUGAUUCACGUGGCUUGUGA
Molecule: messenger RNA, 2775 nt
Organism: Ramularia collo-cygni
Lineage: Eukaryota; Fungi; Ascomycota; Dothideomycetes; Mycosphaerellales; Mycosphaerellaceae
Exons: 2
Coding region: 1-2775 (924 amino acids)
Biological process (GO): DNA-templated transcription; regulation of DNA-templated transcription
Cellular component (GO): nucleus
Molecular function (GO): DNA binding; zinc ion binding; DNA-binding transcription factor activity, RNA polymerase II-specific
Source: RefSeq, a predicted model, not a curated record